Molecule: messenger RNA, 879 nt
Organism: Oncorhynchus keta (chum salmon)
Lineage: Eukaryota; Metazoa; Chordata; Actinopteri; Salmoniformes; Salmonidae
Gene: rpp25l
Product: ribonuclease P/MRP 25 subunit-like
Biological process (GO): tRNA 5'-leader removal
Cellular component (GO): ribonuclease MRP complex
Molecular function (GO): RNA binding
Source: RefSeq, a predicted model, not a curated record
AUAAGGUACAGGUGACAUGGAGAACUGGUAAGGCACGGACGGUGGAACAGCCCUGUCCCUGCCCAUUCCCUGGCCUCUCCAGCGACACCAACGAGGUAAGAGUGAAGGAUGGCAGCAAGAUCCGCAACCUCAUGCGCUAUGCCCUGAGCCGCAUGGAGGUCAAGCCCAGAGCGCUGAAGGCGAGGGGGCAGCCUAGAGCCGAAGAAGGGGUAGCAUCACUCGAGGUCCAGGAAGCACCAUGCUCCCAGGCACUGGAAAAGAUGCCUAGCCGGCAGAUAGUAUUCACUGGGAUGGGGAAGGGGGUCUCCAAGGCCAUCACGUGUGUGGAGAUCCUGAAGCGCCGUGUGAAAGGCUUGCACCAGCAGACCAGGCUGCUCUUCAGCACUGUCCUGGGAGGUGUGGAACUCCUGGAGCCUGCAGCAGGCCUGGACAGCCUCACUGUCAGUAGGAACAUACCUGCUAUCUGGGUACUGCUCUCCAGAGACCCCCUGGAUGCCAGUCUGCCUGGAUACCAGGCUCCAGGAACUUUGAUGCCCUAGGCACAGGCUGCCAAGGAGGAUGCAGUGGCUGGUGGAUGUGAGACAUGUGGGCAGGAGGAGAGGGGAGGUGGUGGUGGCAGGGGUAAGGGACCAGGAGGCCCUGUCAGACAGACUGAUCGAUCCAGAGAGCCAGGAAAAGGCCAGAGUCGUGGUAAGGGGGCGCUGGCAGGGCAGGAAUGAGAUGUGUUCUGUGUGUGUGGAAGAGGCCUUUGGACCAACCUGUUAUAAUCACAAGACAGUCAGUCCCCCAUCGGCCGAUGAGUGCACAAAAUAUCAACCUUUCCAACUUUUCCGUUAUUGUGUUAUGACUCACUUUCUGGGAGAGAGGAUGUUAGCGAGU